Messenger RNA from Boeremia exigua, 1074 nucleotides. RefSeq names its product EF-hand superfamily Ca2+-modulated protein. The record is from RefSeq and is a predicted model, not a curated record. Lineage: Eukaryota; Fungi; Ascomycota; Dothideomycetes; Pleosporales; Didymellaceae. Bases 1 to 633 code for a protein of 210 amino acids. The transcript is spliced from 3 exons.
AUGCCACCAAAGCGCCGCGCCGCUCCAGCAAAGGCCCGCCCGGCACCAAAGCGCGCCUCGAAGCUUGCCAAAGAGAAUGGAUUGAACGCAGAUCAAGAGGCUGAGAUCCGCGAAGCCUUUGGACUCUUUGCUGUACACCAUCCCGAGCAUGAAGACUCAAAGGAAGGCCGUGAGGCGCCGAGUAGUGUACAGUACCUGACCAGCUAUAGCUCACUGAAUCUUGCGCCAGAGAAGUCUGAGAUACCUUCAAUUCUUGAAACCAUCGACCCACUCAACACUGGCUUUGUUGAGUUUGAACCGUUCUUCUCGUAUGCUGCCAUCGCCAUGCACACUAAAGAGGCUGGAUCAGACGAGGAUAUGGAAGACGACGAUGACGACUACCGGGCCGAAAGCAACGCAGAGGAAGUCAGUACAGGCUAUCAGCUCUUCACUCAUGGCGGUUCUGGGCCUAUUACACUGGGGCAUCUCCGGAGAGUAGCCAAAGAAUUGAGGGAGGAUGUGCCUGAUGAAGUCCUGAGGGAUAUGAUCCUUGAGGCGAAUGGUGGCGUGCGAGGCCAGGGCAAGGACGUUGGCGGAGUAACGUUGGAGGAGUUUGAGAGUGUGAUGAAGCGGGCUGGACUGUCCUUUGGAUGAUGGAGGGCUUUCGACUGCGACAACGCCUUGAUUCGCUUGGGUUUUCACCAUCGAACCUCCCACUCCCGCCCAAACACUUCUCACGGCGAAGUCUCGAUACCAAGAUGCAGGCUCAUUUUCCACACAGUGCUAAGGCAGGUACUCUUGUCAGGUCCAGCUCGAGCUUUCGGCAUCGUUCUCCUCUCAAAGUGUCUGAGACGUCACGAUUUGGGAGAACAGCAGAAGUUGGGCUGUUGAACCAACUGAGGCGUUGUGAGGAAUCUCAACCGAGCCACUAGUGAGUCUGAAAGAUGGGCCACAAGAGUCUCAAAGAAAAGCAGUUAUACGUAGAUAUAUUCAUGUGUAAUACGAGUGCAGCUCAAUCUAGUAACCUAAAAUACUCUGCACCAAUCACAGCCAUCAGACUGCGGACAUCAGCGCUGAAAGUUGUUUGCUUGGCAA